Messenger RNA from Manihot esculenta (cassava), 1203 nucleotides. RefSeq names its product nuclear transcription factor Y subunit C-1. The record is from RefSeq and is a predicted model, not a curated record. Gene Ontology annotation, molecular function: protein heterodimerization activity; DNA-binding transcription activator activity, RNA polymerase II-specific; DNA binding. The transcript is spliced from 2 exons. Bases 262 to 951 code for a protein of 229 amino acids. Lineage: Eukaryota; Viridiplantae; Streptophyta; Magnoliopsida; Malpighiales; Euphorbiaceae. Gene Ontology annotation, biological process: regulation of DNA-templated transcription. Gene Ontology annotation, cellular component: nucleus.
AGAGGACAGAAAGAAGAGUCCUUUAAUCCCCAAAAUCACCAAAUCGCACGGACCCUAACGCUGCACCCUCUCUUCUCCUUCUACCUUAUCCCUUCAUCUCAUCCCUCCAAACCCUUAAAAACACCAAAUCCAAAUCCAACACAUCACAGCACAAAUCUCUCUCUCUCUCGUACUCCCCAGAACACCAACAUUUGUCAACAGGAAAAAAAAUUGGAUCUUUAAAAAAAAAAGAAAAAGAAAAAGAAAAUCGUAGCCAAUCAGAUGGAUGCCAACAGCCAGCAAGCCCAAUCCGGCUCUUACCCGCCACAGCCUCCCACCAGUGGCGCCCCUGCUCCGCCUGCUCCAACCCCUUUCCACCAUCUCCUCCAGCAGCAGCAGCAGCAACUCCAAAUGUUCUGGUCCUACCAGCGCCAGGAGAUCGAGCAGGUGAAUGAUUUCAAAAACCACCAGCUUCCUCUUGCCCGCAUCAAGAAGAUCAUGAAGGCUGAUGAAGAUGUUCGCAUGAUCUCCGCUGAGGCUCCCAUUCUGUUUGCUAAGGCGUGUGAGCUCUUCAUUUUGGAGCUUACUAUACGGUCUUGGCUUCACGCUGAAGAGAACAAGCGAAGGACGCUUCAGAAAAACGACAUCGCUGCGGCCAUUACCAGGACCGAUAUUUUUGAUUUUUUGGUGGAUAUUGUGCCCAGAGAUGAGAUCAAAGAUGAGGCUGGCCUGGGAGGGAUGGUUGGGGCCACUGCUAGCGGAGUGCCUUAUUAUUAUCCGCCGAUGGGCCAUCCGGCCGGUGCCGGUCCUGGAGGAAUGAUGAUUGGGAGGCCUGCCGUCGAUCCUACUGGAGUCUAUGUCCAGCCACCUUCACAGGCGUGGCAGUCUGUGUGGCAGACGGCUGCGGCGGAUGAUGUUUCGUAUGGAAGCGGAGGAAGCAGUGGGCAGGGAAACCUCGAUGGACAAGGUUAAGCAAGGCAGAUGAAGUGGUGUUCAGUGGUGCCCCAGAAGGCAAUGAGCCUCAGCUAAUACUACUUGGAUUUUUGCUUGCUUAUGAUCUUUAAUGUACGUGUCUGCUCUGCUAUUUAUGGAAGCUGUCUUUAAUUGUAAUGGUGAAACUAGACGAUUAAAACCCCUUAACAUAAUUUUGUAACAGCCAUACAAUUGCUGUCAUGAACUUGCCUAAUUAUAACUAAAUGUGCAGUUUCUUCAUUUAUGUUCCUA